Molecule: messenger RNA, 1931 nt
Organism: Eupeodes corollae
Lineage: Eukaryota; Metazoa; Arthropoda; Insecta; Diptera; Syrphidae
Gene: CAH7
Product: carbonic anhydrase 2
Exons: 6
Coding region: 609-1529 (306 amino acids)
Cellular component (GO): cytoplasm
Molecular function (GO): carbonate dehydratase activity; zinc ion binding
Source: RefSeq, a predicted model, not a curated record
CGUCGUCUCGUCGCUCACAAUAAUUUUGAUUACGUGAAUAAAUAAAAAAUAAGAAGAACAAAAAUUCAGCUGCCGCCAUUCUUUCUGGUAGUUCUCUAAUCUAGCUCAGUAAGCGUUUAGAUUUUGACCGCUUCGGACUCAUCACUAUCCCCCUCCAAUUGACACAGAGUAUAUGUGAAUAUAAAAAGUUCAAAAAGUUUUUGAACAGAACUCCUCAGCUCUUUGCUCUGCCUCUUAAACACCACCAAUAUAAGCAAUCCAGUCGAAGCGAAGUGCGAUAUUUUGUUCGAGGGUGUGAUAGUGAAGGGUAGAUAUAUUCAUACAUAUAAUAUGUACUUGUGGAAAUAUUGUAUGUUAUGGUAUUUAACUGAAUAAGUCGCAGCCUAAUAGGGGUAGAUAAUCAAACGCGCGGAAAUACUAACUUUUAGUUUCACGUUUCAACUCAUGAAAGAGAGUUCAAGUUCACUAGUGAGUGGUUUCUUAAUUGUAAUUACUGUUGAAAGUUGAAAUCUGUGAUAUCCUUAAAAUUAAACAUACAAAAGUUCCUUUUUGCUAAAGUGUUUUUAUUUUCUUUUUUUGAAUAAAUAACUGAAAUUCUUUUUUUCAAUAUGAUUGGCGGAAAAUUAUUUUUUACUUUUGCCGUAAUCCUGCUUUUCCAAUAUGCAGCGUGUGAUCACUGGAGCUACCCCGACCGCAACAGCACAAAUGUAUCAUUUCCUCUAUGGGGCGGAUUGUGUGAUGUGGGUAACCGACAAAGUCCAAUUGAUUUAAGUAUUUCUGGCGCCUUAAAAGGGAACUUUCCUGACAUUGACUAUCGGAACUACGACAAGCCUUUAACAUCACCAUCGCUAGUCAACAAUGGCCACACCGUCAAGUUAACAAAAUUCGAUGUUGAAAUGACAAUGACCGGUGGACCAUUAAAUGAUAAAUUCAUUGUCGAGGAACUUCAUCUACAUUGGUGGUCUGAGCAUACUAUUGACAAAAUUAGAUAUCCAAUGGAAGCUCAUAUAGUUCACCGAAAUACGCGCUAUUCCAACAUAAGUGAAGCUGCUGCUCACAAGGACGGAAUAGCUGUUGUUGGAGUUUUGUUUCAUGCUUCAAAUCAACCCAAUGUUGGCAUUGGAAAAAUUGUUGAAAAUAUCGAAUUUAUCAACUCCGCUGAUGAUAUUGAUAAAGCAGUUACCAUUGAACAAAAACUGAACCUAAGAGAGUUGUUUCCAAGACUUUCAGGUGGUUAUUUGAGCUAUCCAGGUUCUCUUACGACUCCAUCGUGUGCAGAAUCAGUAACUUGGCUCGUACUCCUGGAUACAUUCCCCGUAACAUUAGAUCAGGUCAAUAAAUUUAAAGGAGUUGAAACCUACGGUGGAAAAAAAUUGAGCGAUAACUACCGUGACUUACAAAGGAAAAAUAACCGCCCCGUUCUUGUGGUUCAUCAAGAUUCUUCAAGUGCUCCAGCUCCGAUUAACAUGUCGGCAAUGAGUCUUUUCGGUUCGAUUGUUGUUAUUUAUAUUAGCAAAUUCCUGCAGUAGUGCUGAUAUAAAUAUAUUCCUUACAAUGAGCUCUUAACACCUCGCAAUCGCAACAAAAUAAAACGAUGAAUUUAUCAUCCAACACUUUACUCAAGCCAUUUUGAUCGUUCCUUAAACUAUUUCUAAAGACAAAUAUUCUCUUGUAAUUUUGUCAGCGGCCGACAAUAUUCUUGACGAAUUAAAUUUUACUUUGAGAUGAUAUUUUACAUUGCAAGUAUAAAAUGAGCUUCUUUUGUAAUAGUAAUUAACUAUGUAUGUAUAUUUCUGUUUAGGUUAGUAUUUUUGUAUGUCUUUUUAUAAAAGUGUAAUGUCUUUGUUUUUAUGCUAAAAUUUCAGUUGUUCCAAUUUACCUAGUCAAUUUAUAAUUAUAUAUUAAAUAAAGUCCUUUUGUGUUUCAAUUCA